Molecule: messenger RNA, 1579 nt
Organism: Syngnathus acus (greater pipefish)
Lineage: Eukaryota; Metazoa; Chordata; Actinopteri; Syngnathiformes; Syngnathidae
Gene: ppp1r35
Product: protein phosphatase 1, regulatory subunit 35
Exons: 6
Coding region: 175-996 (273 amino acids)
Biological process (GO): negative regulation of phosphatase activity
Molecular function (GO): phosphatase binding
Source: RefSeq, a predicted model, not a curated record
CCCGGAAAUGCUUUUAAGAGCACCGAGUUUAAAAAAAAGAAACCAAGCAAGCAUUUUCUUCCUCGCUGAGUCCAACAACGGAAUAUUUGUUAUUGGACAUUUCAGAUACGUUUGAAGUUCCGCAGGACGGAAACGGACCGCUUCUUUUUGUUGGCAAAUCGCCUCGAAUUCAGGAUGAAAGGUGGGGCCUCCUUCCUCUCGCCUCCCCCCUCUCCAUCAGUGGCCCCUCUCCCACUCCCCUCCUCCUCUGCACUGGCAGUCUGUCCCGAACUUGACCUGUCUGUCAUGACCAGCCCGACUCACAUGCACCUGAAGCGACAGAAGAACAAACAGAGAAAGCAAAACACAAAGGCGUGUUUGAAAGAGCCAGUGGUCGUGAAGGUAAUAUCAGAGCCACAGAUCCAACCCAUCAGUGAUGCACCGCCUCGACAGCCAACCAACAAUAGUGAUAAUCUCCACGGAAAACAAAAUCUAAGGACUGGAACGCUGAACCAGAAGACAGAGCUGACCGCUGCAAUAUCCUAUGACCAUCCCGACAUUCCUGAGGAGGUGGAGCUCAACACCACCUUGGCUCUAAAGGCAAAGCUCUUGGAGUUGCAGGGAGCAGAGUUUAACACCCGGAAAGCUGUUCAGGAGACAUUACAGGAGGUGGAGCAAACAAAAAAACAGAUCAACACCAGAGCGACACAAGGAACCAACUUCUCUCGGUCUCAGACCCUUUUCACCUCAUUGGUCAGCGUGGAUGUGCCUGAGAGUCAGCUGAUAAGCCAAGCCGUUAAGGACAGGCUGGUUUUGGCUCCAACACCCCGAAGUCUUGACACCAAAGUAACAGAAAGCCCCUCACCCCUCAUCUUUUUGACACCUGACUUGUUCAGACAGAGGCCCGUCCCCGUGGAGGAGGAGCCAGUCAUUACAAACCAAAUCCCAGCACCUUUUCCCGCCUCCUCGACGUUUGACCUUUUUAGACGAAGGAGUCGCUGGGAAGCCGCCCCCUAGUACAGUAAUCCCUUUGCUACUUCGCGCCUCACCUAUCGCGGCCUUGCUCUAUCGCGGAUUUUUUUCUAAACAAAUAUUGCGGAUUGAUUUGAUGCAUCGCGGAUUUUUUAUUUUUUUUUUAUGUCUCACUCAUACAUUCAAAUCGUUAUAUGCAGGAAUGAAGCACACAAGACAGGCAACAAGACAGGCAAGUGCACCCCUCCACCAUCAGUGGCAUCGGGCGUCACUUGUCUGACCAUAUGACACUAAUGGCCCCAAUGGGAACAUGUUGAGCUGUGUCCUUGCAGCUGAUUGGCUUAGCAGUUCCAACUACAAUUUAGCUCAGCCUACCGCACUGGUUGUGUCAUAUCAGACUUGCGCUUCAUCAUGAAAGUUUUUUUUACUUCGAGACUUUAGUGGAAAUGUUCACAAAAGUGUUUUAAUAGUUAGUAAAUAAAAAUGUCUCUGAAAGUCAGCUUGUCUUUAAAAUGUUCACAAAAGUGUUUUCUAAAGUUAGUAAACAAGAAUGUUUCUUGACUUUAAAAUGUUUGCAAAAAUGUUUAAAAAUGCAAAAAAAAAAGUGUUUAAUAAACAAUAAAGUGUU